AUGGUGCCACGGAUUGGGCGAGCCGACCAGCCCAGCUUCGCCGUCGACGUGAUCCCGGUGGACUGGCUGGUGUCGAACCUGGUGGCUCUCACGUCGCGGCGUGAUGAGACGCUGGCGCACAUUGACGCUUCGACGCUCCACACUGCGCCGCAGAUCUACCACGUCAGGAACCCGCGGCCGCUGCGGCUCGAGGACCUGCCACAGAUGAUUGCGGACAUGUGCCCUGGGCAGCAGCAGCAGCAGCAGCAGGGGGCGGCGGCGGCGGGACUGGUGCCGCUGGAGCAGUGGCUCGGCAGCGUGGAAACGGCCGCCGAGGGCGAGGACGCGGCGGGCCAGCUAGCACGCAGUGCCGUCAUCAAGCAGAUGCUGUCGACGGGCACCGCCAUGUUCAGCCUCGACAACGCGAAGACCAUGGACCUGCUCGAGACGCUGAACCCGGGCGGCGUGGUGGAAGCGUGCCCGGGCGUUGAUGCCGCGUUCCUCGACGGGCUAUGGAGGCGGAUGUAG
Molecule: messenger RNA, 507 nt
Organism: Purpureocillium takamizusanense
Lineage: Eukaryota; Fungi; Ascomycota; Sordariomycetes; Hypocreales; Ophiocordycipitaceae
Exons: 1
Coding region: 1-507 (168 amino acids)
Source: RefSeq, a predicted model, not a curated record